AAUAAAUUUUAUUCUACGUUACUUUUAAACGAUACGAUUUAUGCUUUAUCAACCGCUCAAGGAAAGGCCGGAGUUGCAAUUAUACGUGUUUCUGGCUCUAAUUCUUUACAGGCCAUCGAACAAAUAACUGCUGACUUUUCUGAAAAACCAGUUCCUCGUAAAGCCACGUUAAAAACGAUUAUUCACCCGAAAACUAAAGAAGUAAUUGACCACGGGUUAAUUUUAUGGUUUCCAGGCGAGAAUUUAGUUGAAUUUCAUAUACAUGGAGGUAUUUCCGUUGUGAGAGGUGUAUUAGACGCGCUAGGGAGUAUGGAAAAUUUCAGACACGCAGAAGCUGGGGAAUUCACGCGUAGGGCUUUUGAAAAUGAUAAAUUUGACUUGACGGAAAUCGAGGGCAUUGCCGACUUGUUAAAUGCAGAAACCGAAGCUCAGAGAAGACAAGCAUUACGUCAGGUCCAGGGUGGAUUGAAAAUUUUAUAUGAAGAUUGGAGAAAGCAAUUAAUUAAUAAUAUGGCAUCCAUAGAAGCUAUUAUAGACUUUGGUGAAGAUGAAAAUAUUGAAGAUGGAGUUUUUGAAAAAGUGGCGGAAAAUGUAAAAGUUUUGAAAAAUGUUAUUAUCGAACACUUGAACGAUAAUCGUCGCGGGGAAAUCUUACGAGACGGUAUUCGCGUGACAAUUUUAGGCCCUCCAAAUGUUGGCAAAAGUAGCUUCCUGAAUUAUUUAGCUCAAAGAAAAGCCGCUAUCGUAUCACCGAUUCCCGGGACUACACGUGAUAUCGUCGAAAUUUCUUUGAAUUUUGGAGGGUAUCCAAUAAUAAUCAGCGACACUGCGGGCUUAAGAAAUUCAGAAGAUGAUGUUGAAAUCGAAGGAAUUUCAAGGGCAAAAGAUCG
Molecule: messenger RNA, 890 nt
Organism: Funneliformis caledonium
Lineage: Eukaryota; Fungi; Glomeromycota; Glomeromycetes; Glomerales; Glomeraceae
Source: the annotation of a GenBank genome assembly